Messenger RNA from Penicillium taxi, 1479 nucleotides. RefSeq names its product arylsulfotransferase family protein. The record is from RefSeq and is a predicted model, not a curated record. NCBI's taxonomy places the organism in Eukaryota, Fungi, Ascomycota, Eurotiomycetes, Eurotiales, Aspergillaceae. The annotation marks the transcript as partial. The transcript has 2 exons.
AUGAUUGGUCUUGCUUUGUUGGCUUUGGCCCCAGCUAAUACUCUUGCUGAAUAUUGGCCAUAUCAAACCUUCGUGACGGAGCCGACUUUCCACCCUCCAGUGCUAGACAUCCAGAAGUCUGGACAGCCACUUGCCGAUGGACUGAUCUUCUUCACUCCUGCAAAUGAGGACACCUCCAACCUCAACGCAAAGGAGCUUGCUAGUGGUAUGAUUAUGACUGAUGAAGGCGAGUUGGUGUGGAACGGUCCAGUCGCUGAGCCCCAAACAAACUUGUUCGUUCAGGAGCUUGAUGGUCGAUCUGUCUUGUCUCAUUGGAACGGUGUCGGCUCCAACACUGGACAUGGCUACGGAAAAGUGACAAUCGUUGAUGAGAGCUACAGCACAAUCUACGAAGUUUGCCCCGAACUUGGUUUCACUACUCCCAAUGGAAUCAAGUUCCCCUGCUAUGCUGACCUUCACGAGUCCCUCAUCACGGAGGAAGGCACCAUCAUAGUCUCUGCAGUGAAUACUACCCAGGUUGACCUCUCUUCUGUCGGAGGACCGGUCGAUGGAUGGAUCUAUGAUGACUGGUUCUAUGAGAUUGAUAUCAAGACAAAUGAGGUUCUGUUUCGCUGGAGUGCUCUAGAGGCAGGUGUCUCUCUGGGUCUGUCAAAGGUCGACCUCGCCUCUGACAAUGCUGGAAAUGGAACUUUUCAAACAAACCCAUGGGAUUGGUUCCAUUUGAACGCCGUCCAGCGGAUUGGCGAUAAAUAUCUCGUCAACAGUAGACACUGCUGGACUACAUUUUUGAUUGAUAAUAAUGGGAAAGUUAAGUGGCAGCUCGAUGGAAGCAACGGAGGAGAUUUCAAAUUGCCUUACUCGGAUCUUUUUAAAUGGCAACACCAUGCGCGCGUCCAUCAUGUCACCGAGAGCUCCCUCCAGAUCAGCUACUUCAACAAUGAUAACUGUGGCUGGGACAAUGACACAAACCAGCCAUCAGCGGGUCUUAAUCUACAAAUUGAUCUCCACUCCAAGAUCGUCACUAUUCUUCAAAAUCUCGAAGAUCCGAAUGACAAGCUCUAUACUGAUUCCCAGGGCACAUUCUGGUCUCUGGACAAUGGUAACACUCUUCUCGGAUAUGGUUCCAAUCCGGUGAUCAAGGAAUUUGGAAUAGAUGGGAACACCAGAAUGAGAAUUCAAUUUGGAGAGCUGGGUCUCGUACAGUCUUAUAGAUCCUACCGCCAAGAGUGGCAUGCAAUUCCCCGUCACAAGCCCAAGGCCACUGUCAAGGAUAAUGUUGUCUAUAUGAGCUGGAAUGGUGCGACAGAAGUUUCCCACUGGGAAGUCUUCGCUGGUAAAUCGCGCCAGAGCCUUCAGAGCGUGGGAAGAAUUCCGAAGCAGGGAUUUGAGACUUCUUUCAACUUGACUCAGUCAGCCUCAGUCAUCCAAGUGACAGCUUUUCAGGGAGCCAAAUUCCUGGACAGGUCCGUGAUUGUCAAC